GCCGACGCGAACGUUCCGAUCGAACCUGGAAGCGGAACUACAGUCCACCCUGACACGGAAGUAGUUCCCUGGAGGUCCGAGUUCAUUCCGCGUCCACACACGUGCACUCCCUCCCCAGAGCCAUGCGUGUUGAACCAGAGGCCGCUCAGCGUUGGUAGCAGUUACUGUUAAAAGCAUAAAACAUGCCCAAAGAUAUAUCGUCUUCGUCAUCGAGCGAGGAUGAAGCGGAGGACGUCGCCAUGGAAACAACAGCUCCGCCGAUAGAAACCGACCAGAGGAACACGCGGUUUGAGUGUCCUGAGGACUUUGUGUCUUUCUGCCACGUCCCCUGCAGCAGCACGCUGGCAGACAAUCUGAGGAACGACGACAACGAGUUGUGGCUCAUUAAAGCUCCCGCCAGCUUCGAACCCCAGUGCUUCAGCGGCGUCAGGGUUCCCCUCGCCGGUCUUCAGACCGUGAAGGUGCGCAGCACUUCGGCGAGCGAGCCGGCCCAGCAGAUCUACAGCGUCCUGGCGUCCAGCCGCUGCCCCGCAGAUCUGCGCCUGCUCACCAGCGACAGCCAGGCGCCGCGCCGUUCCGUCUUCGCUCCCGCCUUCGCCGGCCUGCUAAACAUCUGCGAGAGCUACGGAGACGGCAGCGGCAGCCAGGUGCCCCACGUCAUCCCCGCCGCCCCGCCUCCCUCCAUCCCCCCCGGCCUCAAGCAGCGCUUCCACCCCUUCGGCAGCAAGACCCCCACUCUCACCUGCGUGGCGGAGAACGAGGCGGACGGAGCCGCCUUCGGCCCGUCGUCCACCACGCUGCGGCCGCUGGUGAUGAAGCGGUUCGUAGAGGAGGGGGGGCGUGUGGAGGAGGACAACGACCAGGAGGAGGAAGGCAGGAAAAGGAAGAAGAAAAAGAAAGAGAAGCGGAUAAAGGCGGAAGAAAUGGAGGUGCUGCUGAAAGUCAAACGGGAACCUAGCGAUGAGUUUCCUGACGACGGGAUGAAGGAGCUCCCCUUCCAGGAGGGCGACCCGCAGGCGAAGAAGGCGAAGAAGAAGAAGAAAAAGACGAAGGAGGAGGAGGACAGGGAGCGAGAGGAGGUGGAGGAGGGGCUGGAGCCCAGCGUGAGAAUAAAGCCGGAACCGGUGUCUGUGAAAUGUGAGCCGGAGGACUAUCAGUACGGCGACGCGGCCGAGAGCUCAGGGAAGAAGAAGAAGAAGAAGAAGAGAAGCAAAGCGGAGCAGGACUGAUGGCGGCUGGAACGUUCUCUCCAUCUUCUCACACGUACUCAGCAGAUAUGAACUCGUAAGUCAGUCGACGGAGCUGAUCUGCUUUGAAUCUCUGAGGCCAAUUUUCCUCACAUUUAAACCUCCGCGGACGGAAAGCCGGGGAAAAUGUCCUCGUUUAGUUCCAGUUCCUGUCAACUGGCGGUGAAUUUUACGACGCUAACGUCGCCCCAUGCUGCCGUGUGGGUUUACACAGCCGACGUCGAUGAAGACCUCAUAAUGAGGCGGUGUCAUGCAGAGAUUUACCGUUUCUGUCAGCUGAAGGACUAAGGCAUGGUUUGGAGACACAGACGUUUGAAAUAAAGGCUUUAUAAGGCAG
Molecule: messenger RNA, 1584 nt
Organism: Fundulus heteroclitus (mummichog)
Lineage: Eukaryota; Metazoa; Chordata; Actinopteri; Cyprinodontiformes; Fundulidae
Gene: polr1g
Product: RNA polymerase I subunit G
Exons: 3
Coding region: 183-1229 (348 amino acids)
Biological process (GO): transcription by RNA polymerase I
Source: RefSeq, a predicted model, not a curated record